Molecule: messenger RNA, 234 nt
Organism: Acaulospora colombiana
Lineage: Eukaryota; Fungi; Glomeromycota; Glomeromycetes; Diversisporales; Acaulosporaceae
Source: the annotation of a GenBank genome assembly
AUGUCGUCUAAAGAUAAAACGAAAAUCGAUGCCGAAAGCAAAUGGAAAUCAAACAAUGGAGGAAAGUUGGCACAACAUUUGAGUGAAGCCGGUGAAAAAGUCAUUGGGACUGUUAAGCAUGGAAUAGAUACUAUUCUUCAUUCCUCACCCGCAUCUAAAGAAGGCUCUACCACUAAUCGUAAUAAUCCGAGUAGUUUGUCCAAUACUACUCGUGAACUUACGGAGACCGAGCAA